Molecule: messenger RNA, 5103 nt
Organism: Raphanus sativus (radish)
Lineage: Eukaryota; Viridiplantae; Streptophyta; Magnoliopsida; Brassicales; Brassicaceae
Product: thioredoxin reductase 1, mitochondrial
Exons: 7
Coding region: 153-1550 (465 amino acids)
Biological process (GO): removal of superoxide radicals
Cellular component (GO): cytoplasm
Molecular function (GO): thioredoxin-disulfide reductase (NADPH) activity
Source: RefSeq, a predicted model, not a curated record
UGAGAUCCCCUAUGUCGGAAGCUUUUCAUAUUUAUACACAAGCUUCAAAAUCAAAAUCAAAAUCUUAUUUAAUUGUCAAAUACUAUAUUUUUUAAUUAAAUAAAUACAAAAGUCUUUUUGUCUCUUGUUCUGUUGAUACGUAUACGUUCGCAAUGAACUGCAUGCAUCGUUCGCGGUUUUUAAUAAAGUCUUUGUUAAGCAGAGCACGAACCAUUACACGGCUCGGAUCAACUCUCUCUCAGCCGCAACGUCCACCGUCUCUCUCCUCCCCCGUCAUGAGUAGACUUGAAACUCACACAACAAGACUCUGCAUCGUCGGCAGUGGUCCGGCGGCUCACACGGCGGCUAUCUACGCAGCUAGAGCUGAACUUAAGCCUCUUCUAUUUGAAGGAUGGAUGGCUAACGACAUAGCUCCCGGCGGUCAACUAACAACCACCACCGACGUUGAGAACUUCCCUGGCUUUCCAGAAGGUAUUCUCGGAGCAGAGCUCACGGAAAAGUUCAGGAAGCAGUCGGAGAGAUUCGGUACGACUAUCUUCACGGAGACGGUGACUAAAGUCGACUUCACGUCGAAGCCGUUUAAGCUGUUUACAGACUCCAGAGCCGUUCUCGCCGACGCUGUGAUUCUCGCUACGGGAGCUGUGGCCAAGCGGCUUAGCUUCCCUGGCUCUGGUGAAGGCUCAGGAGGUUUCUGGAACCGUGGAAUCUCGGCGUGUGCUGUCUGCGACGGAGCUGCUCCGAUAUUCCGUGGCAAACCUCUGGCUGUUAUCGGGGGAGGCGACUCGGCGAUGGAAGAGGCCAACUUCCUCACUAAGUAUGGCUCCAACGUGUAUAUAAUCCAUAGGAGAGACGCUUUUAGAGCCUCUAAGAUUAUGCAGCAGAGAGCUCUGGCUAAUCCUAAGAUCGACGUGAUUUGGAACUCGACGGUUGUGGAGGCUUACGGUGACGGGGAGAGAGGCGUUCUUGGAGGGUUGAAGGUGAAGAAUGUGGUUAGUGGAGAGGUUUUGGAUUUGAAAGUUUCUGGAUUGUUCUUUGCGAUUGGUCAUGAGCCAGCAACGAAGUUUCUUGAUGGUGCGGUUAAGCUUGACUCAGAUGGCUAUGUGGUGACGAAGCCCGGUUCUACACAGACUAGUGUUGCCGGAGUUUUUGCCGCCGGGGAUGUCCAGGACAAGAAGUACAGGCAGGCGGUAACAGCUGCGGGGACUGGAUGCAUGGCAGCUUUGGAUGCGGAGCAUUACUUACAAGAGAUUGGAUCUCAGCAAGGUCUCUCUCGACGAAAGGCGAUUCGCCGUCUCCAUCGAUUGAUCUUGUCGUCUCCGUCGGUGUACUUAAUCGGUGACGCCUCUUUCUCUGUCUCGCUCUCCCUCGGUGGUUCUCUGUCUCGGUGGUUCUCUAUCUCGGUAGUUCUCUCUCUCUCUCGGUGGUUCUCGGCUUCUCUCUCUCUCGGUGGGUGUCCUCGAGGCGACGAAGCUCUCCUUCGGUGGCUCAGAUCGGAGACGUCUCCUUCGGUGUCUCUUAUCGGCGACGGAGCUCUCCUUCUGAGGCUCUAAUCGGUGACGUCUUAAUUGAAAGGAGUACGAAGAGGAGUACAUUUGGUGGUAGGCCGAGAAGCAAGAGGAGUACAUUUGGUGGAGCAAAACAGGGUGGAGGAUAAAGCUGAAGAUCGAGUAAAGGUUCAAUGGUUCAGAGGAUCAACUUAAACACACUGCACAAAUUAGGGCUUUACUUCCUGGUACACUUGAAUGUAUUAAAUGUAAUUGUUCACAAGUCUCUGAAAUCAAAUGAACUCCACUCGUGACAGUAGUGACAGUAAAACAAGUCUCUGAAACCUUUUAUUUAGGAUGCAAGCAGCAAGCUUCCAGCAACAUGCCAAACGUGAGUCUCUAAUCUCUCAGUAAAAGCAGUAGUGGUUAGAGUAAUUUGUUCAGCUUAAAAGAUCUAAAUUUAAUGUGCUUUCUUUAGUGCAACUCGUGUGUAUUCUCCAAUACACUACAAGAGAUUUGCCAUGAUGAGGCCGGUAAAAAGUUAAGAUAGAAUAGUUAAAAGGGAUAUGUAUAAUGUGAACACUGAAAAUAAGUAGGAAAAAGGUUAGCGAAAACUAAGUCAUUUGAGGGAUGAAGGCGAAUCUUUAGACUAUGUAUCACGUUAUUGACUAUGACAAAAGAUAGUUAGGAGGAAAGUAUCUAUAUAUGUUAAAAAUAUAAAUACACUUAUUUUCUAAUGUACUUUAAACCUCGGACCAUCCUCUCUAUCUAAAUUUUACUUUAUUCUACAGAGAUUUUUAGUUGAUUGGAUGUAUAUAUUCGUGAAUUCAUCUCCAUCUAAGAAGAAAAUAUUCGUGAAAGCAAACCUCCACUUACCACUAUACAUAUUAUACGCUAAUAAGUAAAAACCAAAUGACUAUCAAAGAAAGUGAAAAAUAAAAGUUGGAAAUAUUUUAUAGUACUUUACGUACUAUAAAUACUUCUUUGAGAAUAUUUAUCAAAGAAAUUACGUUCUGUCAUAGACAAGAAAAUACAUAAAAAGUUGGAUAACAUUGAGUUAUUUGUAGAAGACAAAGAACAUUAAAAAGCAAAGUUAAAUGAUGAAAAAAAGUGUUUUAUAAUUUUCAUUUUGGAGAAAAGGAAAGAGAAAAAGAUAAGGCACAAGAUUCCAUUAAGUGAAACUGAAAGGUUGGAUAAUAUUGGGGCUUGUCAUGCGUUUCUAGUGUCAUGAGUUGGGUGGUACGUUUAUCGUUUCGUUUCAAAUAUUCCUCUUUCAUCUCCACCUUUAUCACUUUAGUUUUAUUCCAGCAUAUAUAUAUACAAUGAUGUUAGUCUGGCUGCAUUUGAUCGUCUGCAACUGGGUUAAACCCAAGAUACAAAUAAUAAAAAUGGAUGAAGGUAUGUGGAACCUAUAAUCCACGAUUACAAAUUAAUGUGUGUGUUUUAACUUGUCGAUAUCAACGUGUGAAAUUAGUUAGAUUCCCACACAAGUAACCAUUUAAAAAAAAGUGUGAAUAUAACUAUCUGUAUCUAUAGAAGCAAUCUCAAUGGUAGUUUUUACCAUGUCAUGUAAUUCUCAAAUUACAUUUUAAUGUCUAUAUAUAUAAUUAUUUAACUAAGAGUAGUUUAAAAUUUUUGGAAACUCAACCAAUGAUAUGUCAAAUUAGAAUUGACGUUGCAGUAGCUAUGCAUGAUGGUGAAUGGGAUGUUGUGUCAUGUGUGUGCCGUCAACUUUAUGUUUGUUCCACAGGGAGUAGUUAGCAGAUAUUUUCAGAUAUUUUGUUAAAUCAACAAAUGCUUUGUGCAUUAAUUUAUCCUCAUCAACUCGCAAUCUUGCGAUCACAAAAUGACCAAAAAUUUCUAUAAACUCGUCAAUAAUAAGUACGUCAAUCCACAAAUAGAAAAGCUUCUAUAAGCGUGAAAGAACCUAACACAUUAAUUUCAACUCGUUUAAGUUUUUUUUGUCAACUUCCUAAUUUGUGUUUUUAUGUUGAUAUUUUGAGAUAUUUUGUUAGAUAUUUUGAGAAAAUAUUGUCCGGUACGCACAAUUCUGUGGGAUUGUAUGAUGGAAGUUUAUUUCAACUUUGAAAAUAAAUAAUAUUCCCUCCAUUCUAAAAUACUUGAAGUUUUAGAGUAUUGCAUAACAAAUAAGAAAAUUGUCUUUUAUCUAAAAAUAUGAUUAAAAUAUAAUUUAAAAUUAUUUAAGUAAUUACAAAUCAUAUUAUAAAAUAUUAUUGGUUACACAACUUUUGAUAAAACUAAAAGUUAUAUUGAAAUAUGAAAACAUCAUCUAUUUGAAACAUCAAAAUCUUCCUUAAACAUCAUCUAUCUAGAAACAGAGGGAAUAAAUACAUUUGUGACAUGUUAUGUGAUCAAUUUGUAUAAUUGUUCUAUACUUCCUUCACGUUAUAGAAUCAAAUACCGCAAGUCUGUAACUUUGUAUAUAUAAUAUGGUCACUGAAAGAAAACCAACUUGUAUUUUAGCAAAAGAAAAAACCGACUUGUAAAUUUAGCAAAAAAAAAACCUUUUAAAUUUCUCUGCUCAUUCGAAUUGACUGAGAGAGUGUCAUCCUUAUUUACAAUUACAGGGAAAGGAGAUGAGACCAUACAUCUUUCUUUGACUCAUAACUAAAAUAAGGAAGAUUUUUAAAUUUACUCACACAUUUAUUUAUUUUAGUUUAUUCUUUGUAACUAUUUAACUAUUACAAUCAGUACUGUCUACACACUAAAUUUACUUACACUAAAUUGGACUUAACUUUUUUUCGCUAAAAUAAUUGGACUUAACUUUGGCUAACCAUCAAACAAAAUAAUUGCUAACUCCUCUCUUUCAUAAUAUAAGUAGUUUUAGCACACAAAAAAGUUUCACAAUAUAAAUAGUUUUAAUAUUUUAAUGUAACAUUUAUAUUUUAUAUGUAUUGAAUAUUGAGUGACUAAUUAAAUUAUGUAGAUUUUUUAUAAUUAGUGGAAGUUAUAUAUUAAAUAAUAUUUUUAGCAAGCAACCAAUUUUUUUAGAUAUUAGUGUUUUAAAUAAAACUAACUACAAUUUGAACAUUUCAAGGAAAAAAACUACAAUUUGAAACAUAGGAAAGUAGUAAUUUAUUACUUGUGCAGUUACUUUUUCAUAAAGAUUGAAUCACUUUAUUAACAAAGAUUAAUUUGUAGUUAGUCAUCUGUCGGAAAAAGAUAAACGACCAAUCACUUGCUAGAUACUUUGCCAAACAUUACACGGAAAUUAAGGGAAUAGUACAUACUUACUUUUCAGUUCCAAAUAUCUUUUUGAGUCUUUAUUCUUUUUUGGGCUCUGUGCUCACACGGAUUCACACGACCAACUCUUUUGUCAGUGCUCGUGUUGUCCAAAUCAAUUAAAUCAUUUCUUUAAAAUUAAUUUUAUGCAAAUUGUGAGUUUCUGGGAAAGAAAUUAACAUGUCGUACUUGUAAAUAUGAAUCUAACUGGUUCAGAUUCAGAACAUCGUUACAGUCUUACAGAGGAUAAAAAUCGAAGUAACUAAAAGACCUCUCUAGUUAAUUAAUACUUUACUUCUCUUUAAUUAUUGACCGAUUAUUUUUCACAAAUUAUAAAAUAAAGAAAGUAAAAAAAAAAAAAAAUUACGGAAGAAAA